ACUGACCAUAGACAUACCUGAGAACUCAUUUUAUUUCUACCCGCGUGCUGCGUGUGUUAAUUAUUCUUGAGGCAUACGGGAGAAAAGAAGUCACAAAAUCAUGAGUUUACCGGCUUUUAUCAAUAUUCCUGAGGCAGAACAAGCUGGGGAACUGAGGUCGUUCCUAAAAGAAAAGGGAGCGGACAUCUCAGAGACGAUGAGCGAGGAAGGACUAGAAUUAGACCUGGAAUCGAUCAUAGAUAAUGUAGGAGUCGUCUGGAAACUACCUGACGUGAAUGAAAUUGAAGGUGUUUUCAACAGUAUCCUGUCUCUUCUCAUCUACUUCCCGCCAGAAACGAUGGAAAAACUCGUCCCAAAACUUAGUGAACACAUCACCAAAUCAGGCACAGCUGAACAGUCGUACAUAAGAAUUAAAAUUUUGAAUAGUUUAUUCCAUGGUGUUGGAGAGACGAAUCCCCUUGCCUACCAUGUUUACUGUGGUAUGUUAAGAGUUGCUGCUAAGUAUGAAAACAUUGAACAAGUCGUCACAGAUCUCGACAAGGUUAAGAAGUGGACUGUUCAAUGGGAAUUGAAUCGAGAUAGGAUCAACAAUGUCUACAGAUUGCUGUAUGAAGGACUCAAAGAAAGCAAACAGAGUGAUGAAGCCAGCAUUGUAAUGGUUGAGCUUUUAGGCACCUACACAGAAGAUAAUGCCUCACAGGCUCGUGAUGAAGCUAACCGAUGUAUCGUCAAUGCCAUCGCUGACCCUCAGGUCUACCUCUUUGACCACCUCCUCACCCUCAGACCGGUCAAGUUCUUGGAGGGAGAGAGGAUUCAUGAUCUCUUGACAAUAUUUGUGUCUGGGAGGUUAGAUGAUUAUAUGAACUUCUUCAAUUCCAACCAGGAUUUCAUCAAAGGGUUAGGCCUCUCCCAUGAUGCAAUGAUAAAGAAGAUGAGGAUAUUGACCUUUAUGGGAAUGGCAGUUGACGUGAAAGAGAUCAGCUUUGACACACUUCAACAAGAACUCAAGAUGUCAGAAGAUGACGUUGAAGGAUUCGUCAUUGACGUUGUAAAAUCCAAGAUGGCAAAGGCAAAGAUUGAUCAGCUCCAGAACAAAGUCCAUGUCAGCUUUGUCACGCAUCGGACGUUUGGUCGUCAGCAAUGGCAGCAGCUUCGAGAGCAUCUGGUCAACUGGCAAAUCAACCUUGCCCAAGUAGAAGGCAGACUUGAUAGUUUGCAGCAGCAAAUGAUGACCUAAUAAUACCCACAACCCAACCAUCAUUCCCUCAAGGCCACCGCACACCUUACGACUGUUUGCGAUCCGAUUUUGGUACAAAUCGCAUUUUGCUCAGUUUCUGAGAAUGUGAAGGGAAUAUAUAAUUUUAUUUGAGGUUAAAAUUAAUUGAAAGAAUACUAAUAUAACCAUUUUGAAAGAUUGCAAGCCUUUAUUUUGGAGUAAAGGCCAAAUUAGUUUCAAAUCGUAGCAAAUUGUACGACUGCUAUGACGUCAUUACGACUAGAUAUUAAAUUUGCUUUUAUUCUAAGAAGGAUGAUAGCAUAGUCACAGAUUUGAACACAGGUAUUCGUACGAUGAUUUCGAACAUUCCUCAGUAAGAUAUUCCAAGUCUCAAUAUUAGCAUCAAAUUCUACUACGUUUUAUUCCAAAAUUGAGUCGCAGACCAAUCGUAAGGUGUGCGGUCGCCUUAAGAUGUCCUACAAAAUUCAUGAAAAGCUUUGGUAGCAAUAACCAAUAGCAAGCACCAUUUCCUUUGAUAUGGGUUUGGGUCAUGCAAAGUUUUGAAAACAGAGACUGGUUGUAAACUGAUAGUACCCAAUUGAUACAUAUCCCACCCCGCCGCUACCCAACCCCCAUUUUCUAUUAUUAAGGUAUUCUUCAAAGUUCAUUAAAAUUUGGGGGAACAAAAAAAUUUGUUUGAAACUGCUUGUACUCAAGUGAUAACACCGCACCCCCUUUCCAUCCAUCCUUUUCUAAGAUGUCCUUCAAAGUUCAUGAAAGGCUUUGAUAACAAGAUGAUAGGUGUGAAUUUGAGGCUCCAACAACCGAUGAUUGCCUGGUGAUACCCCCACCCCAGAACUGUAUUCCCAAGAAUGUUAUGUUAAAAACAGAAAUUGAAAAUCAUGCUUCACUCGGCUCCUGCUCGAUUGAGUGACUUUCGUUAUAUUAAGAAUAAGGAUGAUAAUAUAAGGUAUCUCUAUAGUGCAAAAUCCACCCUGGUAGGUGCUCAGAUACUCCUAUAUUACCUUGGCUAAGCUACGCUACAGAUUCUGGUGCUCACAACCUUUUAAGGAGUUAUGCUACGGUUACACACACCUUUACCAUCGCUGGACGACCGAUUUUUAUACAUAGCAAUAAAUGGUAUGAAAUAGUUUGUACAUCGUUCGUAAAGGUAUUUUUGACCGUAGCAUUACUUCCUGCUUGUACUCAUUUACCUCACCUGGGUUGAGUGCAGCAUAUUGUGGACCAAUUUCUUGCUGAUGGUAUUUAACUUUUGAAUCCCAGAAAGACAAAAUCCUUAAAUUUAUUUAUUUGGACUUCAGCAGUCCUUUCAUCUUUAGAAUUUGUUUAUUAUAUUGAUGUUGUGUAUGUUGAGACAUUAAAUAACUUUACAUUUUAUAAAAUGUAUCAUGUUCAAUGAUAUUGAUAAACCGUAAUUUUCUUAAGUAAAUUGAUCUCAGCAAAUAUGUAAUGCGCAAACGUUCAUGUCAUCAAAUGUGAAACAUUGAAGAAAAAAAUCAAUAAUGGGUACUGGAGCGUUGUGGCCCAGUGGAUUAGUCUCCGGACUUUGAAACAGAGGGUCGUGGGUUCGAAUCCCAGCCAUUGCGUAAUUUCCUUCAGCAAGAAACUGAUCCACAAUGUGCUGCACUCAACCCAGGUGAGGUAAAUGGGUACCGGUAGGAAGUAAUUCCUCAAGAAGCUGUGCGCUGUGAACGCCUAGCUUAGCCGGGUAAUAUAGGAGCGCCUUGAGCACCUAACAAGGUGGAUAUGUGCGCAAUAUAAAUACCCUAUAUUAUUAUUAUUAUUACUGUAGACAAUGUCAGAAGAACAUUUUUCUUUUUAUUUCAUGUAUUGCAAUUACAAUGUCGUAAAUGUAUUUUUAGCAGUUCUUUUAAAGAUUGAAAUGAUAUCAAAAUGAUUCUAAUGAUGAAACUGUUUCAUUUUGACCACUUGAAAGGUCAAAAUGAUGUCUUUUGGUGCUUUGCAGUUAUAUUACCCUGGUAAUAUUCAAGUGGUUUGUAAAAUCAGUCAUAACUUUUCGAUCUGUGAAACACACGUUGGGCUAAAUUAGCAUAUCAUUUGUAUCUUUCUGAAUUAAAAACAUUAAAAGAAAUAAGGUUCAUGUUAUCAAGCAUCUGCUUUCAUGAACAUAAAAAAAAUGAUUUCACUUGCAAAAUUUUUUUUUUCUUGAAAGCAUUUGUUUGAUCAAAUUAUAAAAAGACAUUUCCAAGCAAGACAAUCCUGGAAUGGGCAUUUGAUUGUAUUGUUUAAUGUGGUCCACUAUGUGUAUGACAUUACGUCUAUCUUCUUUUUUUUUUCAGGGGAGGGGGGGUCAACAAUACAUAUUUAUGGCCCUUUGUAUAGUAUAGUGUUCAUUUAUCAACCUUCUCUAAGUCUAAUAAUGACCCAAGUAAGUGCAGUUUUUUAGACCAGAAUAUGCAAAAUGUGUUGUUGAUAUCGUCUUCAGUUUCAUUUCACCCAUGUCGAACAUAUUUAUGUUGUAGCGAGAGAGUCGACUUGAAAAGAUUCCCAUGUACCGUAUUUCUUGGUAGGUUUUACAAUUACACAACUUAGACAAUACAAACAUAUAUUUCAGAAAUAAACUUACAUCCUGUAAAAAUCAA
This is a messenger RNA of Lytechinus pictus (painted urchin), 3840 nucleotides long. Its product is annotated as eukaryotic translation initiation factor 3 subunit M-like. Gene Ontology annotation, molecular function: translation initiation factor activity. Gene Ontology annotation, cellular component: cytoplasm; eukaryotic translation initiation factor 3 complex. The record is from RefSeq and is a predicted model, not a curated record. Lineage: Eukaryota; Metazoa; Echinodermata; Echinoidea; Temnopleuroida; Toxopneustidae. Gene Ontology annotation, biological process: cytoplasmic translational initiation. The transcript is spliced from 10 exons. The coding region runs from base 101 to 1237 and encodes 378 amino acids.